Podarcis raffonei (Aeolian wall lizard) is the source of this 2547-nucleotide messenger RNA. It is a transcript of the gene OIT3, whose product is annotated as oncoprotein induced transcript 3. The transcript has 9 exons. Lineage: Eukaryota; Metazoa; Chordata; Lepidosauria; Squamata; Lacertidae. Gene Ontology annotation, molecular function: calcium ion binding. The record is from RefSeq and is a predicted model, not a curated record. The coding region runs from base 359 to 2011 and encodes 550 amino acids.
UUUCCAGAUAAGAUAGCAGGUGUGUCACUUUAGGGCACUUGGACAAGAAAACAAUCAGAGGAUGGGCUUGGAAACAAAAUGAAUGCAUCUGCGUGUGGGGGAAAUAACCCUCUUUGACUGAAAGGCAGAGCUGCUAUGGGGCAGGUCAAGGUUGCAGUUGGGCUCUGCAUUCCUUACAGCCUCUUCCUUUGAUAAAACCUCCAGGACCCUUAACAGACUCUCUCUUCAUGUGAGCUUGCUUCAGGACUCCAGAACCCAUUUGGUGUGUCAAGGAGAGAGAGAGAGAAUACAGGUGAACCCACGUUGCGUGCUUAAAAGGGAUUAUUUUGACAGAGCACGUGGCCUUGGUCAGAGGGGGAUGUUCCUCUUUCUCAUUUUGUCCUUGUACCUCCCUGCUAAAGCACAGCCCUUGCAGGAGAACACAGUGGCUCUUGAUCCUUGCUCUGCCUACAUCAGUCUGAAUGAACCUUGGAGGAACACUGAACACCACUUCAACGGCUCUCACGACCAGCCCGAGUGUGACAGCCAUGUUGACGGGGAAUGGUACCGCUUCACUGGGAUGGCUGGCGAUGCCAUGCCCACCUUCUGCAUCCCGGAAAACCACUGUGGUACCCAUGCUCCAAUAUGGCUAAAUGGUAGCCACCCUCAGGAGUCAGACGGCAUUGUCCAGAGGCAGGCCUGUGCAACCUUCAAUGGAAACUGCUGCAUGUGGAACACAACGGUGGAGGUCAAGGCCUGCCCAGGAGGCUAUUAUGUCUACCAGUUAACCAAGCCCAGUGUCUGCUUCCAUGCCUACUGUGGGCAUUUCUACGACAUCUGUGACAUGAUAGAUUGCCGGGGCUCUUGUUUGGACACUGGAGACUGCACAUGCUCUUUAGGAACAAUAUUGGGACCUGACGGACAGACCUGCCUUGAUGAAAAUGAAUGUGAACAGAAUAACGGAGGUUGUAGCGAGUUCUGUGUGAACCUCAAGAACUCCUACCGUUGUGAAUGUGGAGUUGGGCGAAUUCUAGGGAAGGAUGGAAAGACCUGCCAGGAAAUUGAAGGUUGCCACAACAACAAUGGGGGCUGCAGCCAUGUUUGCAUCACAGUAGAAGACACCUACCAGUGUGAGUGCCCACGCGGUCUUGUUUUGUCAGAUGACAACCACACUUGUCAAGUCCCUGUCCUAUGCAGAUCUACCUCCAUAGAGGUGAACAUCCCUAAGGAUCUAGUUGGAGGGAUGGACCUCUCACUCAUCAAUGGUUCCUGCAAAGGGGUAUCCAAUGGGACACAUGUCAACAUCAUCUUCUCCCUGAAAUCCUGUGGUACAACUAUAGAUGUGGUAAAUGACAAAAUCAUCGCUACCAAUAUGGUGACUGGCUUGCCCAAGCAAACGCCUGGCAGCAAUGGUGACAUCAUUGUCCGCACAGGGAAGCUGUUGAUCCCUGUGACCUGUGAAUUCCCUCGCCACUACACCAUGUCAGAGGGCUACGUCCCCAAUGUGAAGAACUCGCCGCUUGAGAUCGUGAGCCGCAACCGGGGGGUCUUCCCCUUUACCCUCGAGAUAUUCAAAGACAAUGAGUUUGAAGAGGCCUACGGAGAUGCUCGCCCCACCCUUAAACUCCGAGAUUCUCUGUAUUUUGGAAUUGAGCCCUUGGUGCAUGUGAGCGGUCUUGAGACAUUAGUGGAGAGCUGUUUCGCCACCCCUACCUCCAAGACUGACGAGAUCCUGAAGUACUAUUUGAUUCGAGAUGGCUGUGUUUCUGAUGACUCUGUGAAGCAAUACACAUCUAAAGAUCAUCUGGCCAAGCACUUCCAAGUACCAGUGUUCAAAUUUGUGGGUAAGGACAACAAGGAAGUGUUCCUCCACUGCCGUGUCCUUGUGUGUGGAGUGAUGGAUGAGAGGUCUCGCUGUGCCCAGGGCUGCCGCAGACGGAUGCGCAGAUGGGCAGAGUCAGAGGAAGAGGAAGCCAGUCACAUGGCUAAUCGCAUCCUCACAGGCGGUCCCAUUAGAAUUGAUGUGGAGUAGAUCUAUCUCAGCCUUCACUAACCUAGAUCCCACCAGACUAUGACCCCCUUUUUGGGCCUACAGCUUCCAUGCUGGUUGGGGCUGAUGGAAGUUGUAGUCCAAAGCAUCUGGAGGGCACCAGGUUGGCAAAGGCUGUCUUAUCUUGUGAACAUGCUGUCUCACUGAUGCUUUCUCCUAUGUACCUUCGAUAGUGAGCAGUCAUCUGUGUUUGGCAAGAAAAUAAAGGCAACAAACAAAACAAAACAAAACAAAACCAUGUGAUUUCCUCUUUCCCCAGUGAAAGCCUAUGAUCUUUGCUAAGGUGAGAUUAGAUGCAAUCUCAUCCAAAUGCUGUUUGAUGUCUGAUAAUGGAUGGUUGAAGCAAAUUUAAAUGGGCCAUUCGAAUCACAGGGAUGACAAUGGUACCAAUUUUUCUUAGAAAUCAUUAGUUCAAAGAGCAUGUAAAAUGUCCAGAUCCAUAACAUUUUCAUGAAUAGGAAUUUGGGUUUUUUACAAGGCUACACUGACAUAGAGGAGGGAGACGCUGUCUGCAACAU